AGCUAAGUAUUUACACCAUUUCCACAAUGCUCACCAUGUCGUCAACCUCAAACAUACCAGAACUGGACUCGCCAACUCACACACAUAGUUCGAAAAUACUCUACCUAAUGAAUCGACAUCGAAAAGAAAACACAAAACUUUGUGAUGUGAAUUUGCAGGUUAAUGAUAAAAAAUAUCCCGCCCAUCGUUCGGUAUUAGCUGCGUGCAGUCCAUAUUUUCUGGCAAUGUUUAAUGGAGAUUUAAAAGAAAGUGCAGAAAAAACUAUUGUUUUGAAAGAUGUCAAAGAAGAUAUUAUAGAACUCAUUAUCGACUUUGUUUACACAGGCAAUUUAAAUGUAAACAUUGAAAAUGUAGAAUCGAUACUAGAACAUGCCACCUUACUGCAGUUUAGUGAGGUGCGAAAACUUGCAUGUACUUUUUUAGAAGAACAGUUAGAUCCAGUGAAUUGUGUUGGAAUUCGAAAAUUUGUCAAUUUGCACAAUUGUACGUGGUUUUUAGAAGUUGUUGAUGCAUUUAUUAAGAGACACUUUAUGGAUGUAAUAAAUUCCGAAGAAUUUGUGUCCAUGCCUUUUGAUGUUCUAAGAGACAUAAUUUCAAGCAACAAAGUGAAUGUGAAAUGUGAAGAGCAAGUAUAUAAUUGUGUUAUAAAAUGGGUCAAACACGACCCAGCAAAACGCAAAGACUAUUUACAUGACUUACUGGCUGCAACUAGGUUACCAUUAUUACAAAAACAUUUUCUAACACAACAUGUAGAUAAAGAACCUUUAAUAAAAAACGACUUCAGGUCCAGAGACUUGCUUGAUGAGGCUAAAAACUAUUACUUGCAUCCAGAAAAUCAUGCAAAUUUGCGAUCACCUAGAACAGUAUCAAGACAUUCAACUGCUGGUUUGCUUUACGUGGUUGGAGGAAAAGAAGCAGGGGAAGCAAUAAUAAACAAAGCAGAAUGCUUCAGCAUGUUUGACAAUGAAUGGCGAGAAAUUGCAGCUUUAAAACGACGUCGACAACAACAUGGUGUGUGUGGUCUGGGUAAUAAGUUGUAUGCAAUAGCAGGUUCGGACGGAGUGAAUAGACUGAGUUCUGUUGAAGUUUACUCUCCUGAGAAAAAUAAAUGGCAGGAGACCACCACAUUGCAGACGUGUCGAUCAGGUGCAGGUACUGGUGUACUGGGCAGUGCUAUCUACGCAUUAGGUGGAUAUGAUGGAAGAUUUUGUUUGGGGACUGUUGAACGGUUUGAUCCUACGAAUGAACGCUGGGAAUAUGUAGCACCAAUCAACAUAACUCGAAGCUUUCCAGGCGUGGCUGCAUUAAAUAAUCGUCUUUUUGCCAUUGGUGGAAACGACGGCACGACGUUCUUAGAUUCUUGUGAGUGCUUCGAUCCUCUCACCAACAGAUGGAGUUACAUUACACCGAUGAGCUCUCCUCGUGCUGGUGUUGGCUGUGCUGUACUCGACGAAAUACUCUAUGUGGCUGGUGGAUUUGACGGUACAAAGCGAUUGGACGCAGUAGAUAUGUACGAUCCGCGCAUGAACGAGUGGCGAUCUGUGAGUCCCAUGAACACUUGUCGUGACGGACUUCGUAUGGUGACGUACGGCGGAUACAUCUACGCGAUUGGUGGAAUUGAUGGUCCAUCGUAUUUGAACACUGUUGAGUAUUAUGAUCCUACAGCUGACAAAUGGACAGAAUCCGUUCCCAUGGGAUCAGCACGUGCAGCAGCAGGUGUGGCUGUUUUGAUGUAUGAUGUACAAUAGUAAAAACUUUCUAAAGUUAUUAUUCACAAUCCUUCUGGCAGCGCUUGAGCAUACAUGUAUUUACUCUGCAUUAUAAUUUAUACAUUUUUAAUUUUGUAAAUAUUUAAAUGACGAAAAACAAUGAUGUUAUUGUUGGGAAAUUGCGUUUUAUACUUCUUAAUUAUUGCCGGUAUUAGGAGAUAUUUUUCGUAAACUACACAUUUAGAUUAUAUUUUAGAAGCGACAAUUUGAGAUUAUUUAUGAGAUGCGCUAGCUAUGAAAGUCGAAUUUGUACUCGAGAACAAAGUUAAGCGGGACCAAAAUACUGCUUCCUAGUACAGAAAUACGACCCUAUAAAUACGACCCUAUAAAAAUAUUACAACGGCUUGAAGCCAUCAUUUUUUACAUAUAUCGUUGCUUGACAAGUUGAUAUAAGAUAUCCUUGCAGUGUCAUCUUGACGAAACAACCAAUAAUAUUUUAAGCAAAAAAUUGAAAAAAAAAUUAGAAAUUAAUAAUAAUGUUCCCCAGCCUCGUCCCAGGAUUUGUUGCCUCUCAUCGGUGCUGCGCUUAUUGACAGGUCUGACAAAAACGCCUCGCCGUCCGAUAUGCUAAAGAGACAAAAGGUGCUGGGAUCGAGAUUAUUCUAACGGCAUCCUUUCAGAGCUUUGGGAAAGAGGUUGGGAAUUAAUAAUUGUCUGAAGUAAAUUUUAAUGAGGUAAAACAUUUAAAAACUAAAGUUGAGUCUCCUUGUUUUUUUACUUGAUGAAAAAAAGUUAAGAGGGCGUGGUAAUGAAGUUGAUAUACUAAGGGCUUCAUGAUUUUCCAAACGUUGUUAUUUAAGGGGCUACGAACAGGUUGAAAUGCUCACAAAUGCACCUAUUUUUUCUGAAACGUAUAAUACAAAGAAAUAUUUCAACUAGACUCAUUCUGGAUGAAAACAUGACCGAGGCUGGAGAAGAUAAAAAUUCUAGAUAUAUCUUUAUUUGAGUCUGUAAUUUACAUACAUGCUGGAAAAAUAGACAUUUGUUCUUCGCCGCCUCAAGCUUGACUUUCGUGUUAGUCAGUAAAGUCGAAAACCAACAGCCUUUCCGUUGCCCCCUUAAAACGCACGAGCGUAUUUUUUAAUGCGCGUUAGAGUUGUGGGUAAUUUACUAUUCCGUAGAAUUAAGGUUCGCACUGACCAUCUUGCAGGCCUGAGAGCAGCAAUCUUUUCGGGGCGGGGUGGAUUUAGAAGAAUGAGGAAUAAUUAGUUCCAUUCAUCUAAGAGAUGCAAAUAAUUUAAAAUUUUAUUUCUGUUGGGGUAGUUUUAUCCUUGAUUUUAUUAUUAAAAUUUCGGUUUCGGUUUGUUCGGUUGUGGACAGAACAGAUAAGUCUAAUUGACAGAACAUUUAUGUGUAUUUACAUUCAAUACGAUUUACACAGAACGUAGACAAAUUUGAAAGAUAUUCCUAAGAGAAUAAAUAAAUUAGUAAAAAAAUAACGUGAUAAUUUAGAAGCAUUUUCGGUGGACAAUGGAUGGACCAGAUUCAUCAUAUUCUUGUUUGGAGAUCCACAUCUGUUGGAAGGUGGAGAGAGAAGCCAAGAUGGAUCCUCCAAUCCAUACAGAGUAUUUUCGCUCUGGUGGAGCAAUGAUUUUGAUUUUCAUUGUUGGUGGUGCGAGAGCAGAGAUUUCUUUCUGCAUACGAUCAGCAAUACCAGGGAACAUAGUCGUACCACCAGACAAGACAGUGUUGGCGUACAAAUCUUUACGGAUGUCGACGUCACAUUUCAUGAUGGAGUUGUAAGUGGUCUCGUGAAUACCAGCAGAUUCCAUACCGAUGAAGGAUGGUUGGAAGAGAGUUUCUGGGCAUCUGAAUCGUUCGUUGCCAAUGGUGAUGACUUGUCCAUCAGGUAAUUCGUACGACUUUUCCAAGCUUGAGCUGCUGGCAGCGGUUUGCAUUUCUUGUUCAAAGUCCAAGGCGACGUAGGCGAGUUUUUCUUUGAUGUCACGAACGAUUUCACGUUCGGCAGUGGUGGUGAAUGAGUAACCACGUUCGGUUAAGAUUUUCAUCAUGUAGUCGGUCAAAUCACGUCCAGCCAAAUCCAAACGGAUGAUGGCAUGGGGAAGGGCGUAACCUUCAUAGAUUGGGACAGUGUGGGAGACACCAUCACCAGAAUCGAGGACAAUACCAGUGGUACGACCAGAAGCGUACAAGGAUAAGACAGCUUGGAUGGCAACAUACAUAGCUGGUGAGUUAAAGGUUUCAAACAUGAUCUAAACAAGAAAAAUUAUUUUACUCGUCAACCAUUGGCGUAGCCAACAUGAAAGGGCGUUCACUAUUGUGGGCGUUUUCACUAGAGGAGUUUUGGCAUUUUCUUACCUGUGUCAUUUUUUCUCUGUUGGCUUUUGGAUUCAAUGGCGCUUCAGUAAGAAGGACUGGAUGUUCUUCUGGUGCAACGCGAAGUUCGUUGUAGAAAGUGUGAUGCCAGAUCUGAAAAGAAGUUUGACAUUAUUUUUAUUUUAUAAUCUUUGUAAAGUAUUUCCAAAACACUCCUACUUUUUUUUAUAUCCUAUUUUUCUGGUUAAACUUUUUCUUGACAAAACUGUGAAAAGUAGGCGUUGUCAAAUGUCUCAAAAAACUUUCUUGCAACAGAAGAAAACUUACUUUCUCCAUAUCAUCCCAGUUAGUGACGAUUCCGUGUUCGAUUGGGUAUUUUAAGGUAAGGAUACCACGUUUGCUUUGAGCUUCAUCUCCAACAUAUGAAUCUUUUUGUCCCAUACCAACCAUGACUCCCUGAUGACGGGGUCGUCCGACGAUUGAGGGAAAGACAGCUCUUGGAGCAUCAUCUCCGGCAAAUCCAGCUUUGCACAUACCAGAUCCAUUGUCUACGACGAGAGCAGCAACAUCAUCAUCAGCCAUUUUUCAAAAAAUUUAGUUUAGAAGAUAAACUUAAGUGAUUUG
Messenger RNA from Hydractinia symbiolongicarpus, 4670 nucleotides. Its product is annotated as kelch-like protein 20. Gene Ontology annotation, molecular function: protein binding. NCBI's taxonomy places the organism in Eukaryota, Metazoa, Cnidaria, Hydrozoa, Anthoathecata, Hydractiniidae. Bases 27 to 1748 code for a protein of 573 amino acids. The transcript is spliced from 5 exons. The record is from RefSeq and is a predicted model, not a curated record.